UUAUGGAGCGACUAGUCGCAAUUGGGGAGAAGAUGGGCUUGACUGGAGCAGACUUAGGCCAAUUUGUGACGGAUCAACAACUAUUGAGAGAGAAGACAAACAAAAGGGACAAGAAUUGAAGAGGGAAGAACAAGAAGCCACAGAAAAGGUUCUAAAAAGAAAAGGCUGAAGAAGCAGAGAGGGAAAUGGUGGCAGCGGAGAGAGAAUGACAACAUGUCCUAAAGAUGAAAGGUUAGAACUAGAGGCGGCGAGAAUUUUAGACACGUCCAUCAGAGUAGACCAUACUAAGGCAGCAAAACUACUAAAAAUCGCAUCUUCUCAAGACAGCAAGAACAAACUGGAUAGUUAUCUUCUGAAGUUUGAGAGGUUCGCCAGGGCAAAUGGAUGGGAGGAAGAAUGUUGGGCUGGCACUUUAAGGGCCUUGCUGACGUAUACUCCCGGUUAUCAGAAGAGGCAGCCGUGGAUUACAAGCAAUUAAAGGAGGCCCUCUUAAAGAGAUACAACCUAACGGAGAAUGGAUACCGGCUCAAGUUUAGGAAGAGCAGACCAGAGCCUGCAGAGAAGCCUGAUCAGUGUAUCCAUCGCCAGAAGAACUACUUGAAGAAAUGGAUAAUGUUUUUAAAGUGUAAUCCAGAGUCAGCUGAGGAAGUUGCAAAUAUGUUCUUAAGAGAACAAUUGUUUGAAGUAUGUCCGAAGGACCUGGCGGUACAUCUAAAGGAGAAGGAGAUAGCGAGCCUAGAAGACCUCGUGAAGGUGGCUGAUCACUACCUGACAGCGCACCAACGGAAAUUUUGCACGGUGUCAAAUGCUCCGAUACAUCAACAACCGAAUACAACUAAUGAUGAUGAUACCAAUGCGACUUCAAUAGGAGAGAAAGCAUUACAACAAGGUAAACCUUCAUCCAGUUGUUAUAUUUGUGACAAGCCUGGUCACAGCGCAGUAGACUGCUGA
This is a messenger RNA of Corticium candelabrum, 951 nucleotides long. RefSeq lists its product as uncharacterized. Bases 385 to 951 code for a protein of 188 amino acids. The transcript has a single exon. The record is from RefSeq and is a predicted model, not a curated record. Gene Ontology annotation, molecular function: zinc ion binding; nucleic acid binding. NCBI's taxonomy places the organism in Eukaryota, Metazoa, Porifera, Homoscleromorpha, Homosclerophorida, Plakinidae.